Molecule: messenger RNA, 2638 nt
Organism: Peromyscus leucopus (white-footed mouse)
Lineage: Eukaryota; Metazoa; Chordata; Mammalia; Rodentia; Cricetidae
Gene: Il17d
Product: interleukin 17D
Exons: 3
Coding region: 1217-1846 (209 amino acids)
Biological process (GO): inflammatory response
Cellular component (GO): extracellular region
Molecular function (GO): cytokine activity
Source: RefSeq, a predicted model, not a curated record
UGCACAGAACGUGGUGAGUUAUUUCCAUGGAACUCUGGUAAUGGCAAGCUCACCCAGGAAAUACUCCUACACUGUUUUUCAAACAGAAAAUAAGCAGCACUGAGCACUGUCUUUAUUCCCGUUUUACUAGAAAGGAGACAAUGUUAACAAUUUAUGUGCUGUCAGAAAGUGUUUCAUAAACCCAGAUGUGUUUACUAAGAACUGGAAGUUGUUUAAGCUGUAAGGUUUGGAGGGACUUUCGGCAGCAAAGCAGUUGCAAAGCAUUUUAGUUUUAAAACAUCGAAGGCAAGUGUUUUAUUGCACAGCAAAACUGAAAUGCGGUUUAACCACUGGUUUACAAUCUGGUUAAAACCCAAAGCUGCAAGCCAUUUUAAGGAAUCAAAAAUUAUUAUUUUGCACACUUUCAAAAAGCUUUCCGCUUGUCUCAACCAUUUGUUUUUAUUUUCAAAGCAUAAGUGCUCAAAAGGAAUCGUAUUCAUUAGCUGGACGCCUGGCAAGCAAGACAUAUUUGUAGAAUGAACAAGUAAGUGAGCAAGCUCUCUUGAGAUCUUGAGAUACAAUAUAGUCCUUCAUUUGAGCUGAUUUCCCUUAAUUAAUUCACAGAACUUCAGGCUCAUUUUACAUGUCUGCUCACACAAUUAAUAUCAGGGUUGAGUUCUCCAACACUGUAAAACCAGAGAGAUGCCCACUUACAGCCAUGUGUCAGGUGGGGGAGGGUAUUUAUUACUCUGCCUUUAGCUGAGUACGAGGCACGGAGUCAUUUUAUGAGUAUUUAGGGGAAAACAGUUUCCUCUCGCCUCACAGAACAUAACUGUUUGUUUUUUUUAAUCUCUAAUAUAAUUCUUCGAACUAUGAAAUCCCAGAAGACGUGGUCCCAAGGAGGAGAGUCCUUCUAGGUUUGAGUUCAUUCAUUUCCAAGUGGCCCGUCCAGCUCCUGGACCGCUUUAAUACCUAGAGAAAUCCGCUUCCUCUGAGCCAAAGUCGGCCUCCCGACAGCAUCCCCGCCGCCCCACUGGUCGGUGCCGAGACGUCGAGGCCAGUCACCACCUCCUCCUCCUCCUCCUCCUCCAGCCAGGCGGACCGCGCCAGUCCACUUCUGUGGGGGCGACACCCAGCCCGCAGGCCACACGCCCCGCGUGUGCGGCGCCUUUAUUUACUUCGCUCCAGAGCCAUCAGCCCCCCUCCUGACAAGUCUGGAAAGCAUUUCGGUGACGCGAUGUUGGGGACACUGGUCUGGAUGCUCGCGGUCGGCUUCCUGCUGGCCCUGGCGCCGGGCCGCGCGGCGGGCGCGCUGAGGACCGGGAGGCGCCCGGCGCGGCCGCGGGACUGCGCCGACCGGCCCGAGGAACUCCUGGAGCAGCUGUACGGGCGGCUGGCGGCCGGGGUGCUCAGCGCCUUCCACCACACGCUGCAGCUCGGGCCGCGCGAGCAGGCGCGCAACGCCAGCUGCCCGGCCGGGGGCAGGCCCGCCGACCGCCGCUUCCGGCCGCCCACCAACCUGCGCAGCGUCUCGCCCUGGGCGUACAGGAUUUCCUACGACCCAGCUCGCUUCCCGAGGUACCUGCCUGAGGCCUACUGCCUGUGCCGUGGCUGCCUGACCGGGCUCUUCGGUGAGGAGGACUUCCGCUUCCGCAGCGCACCCGUCUACUCCCCGGCCGUAGUGCUGCGCCGCACCGCGGCCUGCGCGGGAGGCCGCUCAGUGUACGCUGAACACUACGUCACCAUCCCGGUGGGCUGCACCUGCGUGCCCGAGCCCGACAAGGCCUCGGACAACGCCAACUCCAGCAUGGACAAGCCAGGAGCCAAGCUGCUGCUCGGGCCCAGCGACAGGCCAGCAGGGCGCUGAUGCCAGGGACUGGCCGCUGCCGCCACCCAGCUUCCUUUGUGCAUCUGUUCCCCCAACCCAAGCCCUGCCCCACCCCCGCCGCUGCCCACUUUUUCCGAAGGGACAGCUACAUAAGCUUUAAAUAUAUUUGUAUUUUUCAAAGUAGACACUACAUACCUAAGGCUAUUUUGAAUAGAGGCAGAAACUAUUUUCAUAUUAGUAAUUUAGAGCAAGCAUGUUAUUUUUAAAACUUCCUUGACAUACAAGCAAAUUGCAAACAUCCGUUUUCCUCUAAUAGGAUUCUUGAGCGCAUAAUUGUGGUGCUCAGAUGAACUUCUUUAGCUGACACUGCCCUCUCCCUGAGGCUGACUGUUGCCAAAGCUCACCGAGGUGAAAUGGAUGCUCCGAAUCUGUGCCCCGAGGCCUCUCAGGUCCACGGAGAGAGGGAUGUGAGGGGCCUCCGGGUUCUGGGAACCAAACUCUCUUUUGUUCUUUAGCAUAUGGAUGGUCUCAACUUUAUGACAACUUAAUUUUUUUUUUUUUGGUGUUUUUCUUCCACUUUUAAAAGCCACUGGCCUCAAUUUAUGGCAGGAGGUGGAAUGUGGCAUCUUAGCCAGUUCUCAGGGAGCUCCAAGUACACAUGGGCUUAGUUUUAUGAGCUUUUGGAUCAGCCAAGCCUGCGGAGGGAGAAGGAGGGCCGGGUCUCCAGAGUGCAGAGGCCUCCUCUGGGUAUUACGUCUGAGUGUGAAGUCUGCUCCUGAGCACAUUUGUAAAGGGUCUUUUUCAGUCACUAAAAUGAUGGUAGCUGAAGGA